UCUCCUCUCCUAUGUAAGCACUUUUUAACCCUGACCAAGCCGCUAAUUCCACACUUUUAUUUUUCAAUCGGCACUAUGUCAGACGUACCAGAAGGAUGGGAACGGAAAAUAAGUCGCUCAAAUAAUAAAGAGUACUAUUUGAAUAUAUACACAAAAGAAAGUCAAUGGGACAUGCCUACAGCCCCAGCCAAACAGCAAAGUGCUACUGUUCAGGCUUCACACUUGCUUGUCAAACAUAAAGAUUCUAGGAGACCAUCAUCAUGGAGGGAAGAAACAAUCACCCGAACAAAAGAAGAUGCUUUAAAAAUACUUGAGGGCUAUAGGGAACAAAUCGUUUCUGGUGAAAAACCAUUUGCAGAACUAGCUUCACAGUUCAGCGAUUGUAGUUCAGCCAAGCGAGGUGGAGAUCUUGGACCGUUUGGUAGGGGACAGAUGCAGAAACCAUUUGAAGAUGCUACAUACAGCUUAGAUGUGGGAGAAUUGAGUCAAAUAGUCUCUACAGAUUCAGGAGUGCAUAUUAUUUUAAGAACUGCAUAAGUUUUCUUUCUUAUUUUUGUAGAUAUUUGUCAAUCUUACAUUGUUUAUGUUGUACAACAAGACAUACAUCUGUUUUUGACUACACUAUAGGUUUAAACAAAGUUACUGAUAUUGUAAAAUUUGUACAGUACAGUUAGAGAGGGUAUAUUUUUCAUCUAAAGAAUAGUCAUUAGGCUUAUUUGCAUGUCUCUCUAUAAAAAUGAUCUUGUUUAACUUGACUACAUUCUUGUAUUAUGAACAGGAAAACCUUUAAUUUAUAGAAACAGUAAGAUUUAAAUUGAAAACAUUUCAAGCAAGCAAACAUUGUUGAUAUUGUUAUACAAACAACACUUGUUAUAGUAGGGUAAAUUAUACCUAUCAAUUUUUUCAUUUAUGAUUAUUGCAAUGUAAUUGCUAUAGAGAUCUGAAGAUUUCUUAUUAGCAGUAAUCCUCAUAUAUUCGAAAGUGCUCCUAAAAUUUAAUUAAGGACAUUCUCCUCUGCUAAUUGUGUAUGUGUAUACAAUGUAAAUCUAGCUAUUUAAAAACUUGAUAAAUCUAGGUUAUUGUCAAAUUUAUCAAGUUUUUUAUACUUUUGUGAAAAAUUUGUCAACAAACAGUUGUUUUUGAAAAUAAAGAAGACUUUAUCUAUGAAGAUACUAAUAAUUUUUUAUGAACAGACGAAAAUCCUUUACUUUGUUCACACAAACAGGUUUUCUGAGUUUUCAGAGAAGUUGGAACUUUUCUCUUAUUAAUGAUACAUGCACAAAUGUAGAUCCAGAUCAUUAAUUAAUUUUGGAAAUUAUUUUAAAUUAAGAGAUAUAUCUCACUUAUGCAAAGUUCUGAUUCCUUUCACGGCUUUGGCUAUUUUUUGUUUUUGUCCUCUUUGGUUUAUAAGCUCUUCAUCUUUUGAAUAAAUUUUGGAUUUUCAAAUACAUGUAUUUUGUCCUCAAGCAUCACUAAAGAAACAUUUGUAGUCGAAAUUACAUCUGGUGCAGAAUAAUUGGCGCCGUUAAUGUUAUUUAUUGUUAUUUUACAGGACACCUUGAAAUCAUUAGUUAGAAAUGUCAUAUAUUUGAUUCAGUCAGCAAUUCUGAAAAAAAAAACCAUCAAAAAUGUCCUGAUUUACAGUAAUUAGAAUUGUAUAAAGCAGAUGUUCCUUCUAGUAUAAAUUAUACAUUGAAGUAUAAUUUUACCUAGGCAAUUAUUACAAGCAUAUGCUAUUGCUCUAAAAAAAACUGGCAUUUAUGUUCUUUGCUUUGUGUCCUGUAAGUUACUGUUUUGUAAAUUAUAUAUAUUAUAAGCCAGGCUUAUAAAAAAUCAUCUUAAACACUAUAACCAAAGAUUCAUGAAUAUACCUCAUGCGCAAUUAAGGGGUAGGCAAUUAAUUUAUUGACAUGUGUUCAUUGUUCAGAAAUAUUUUUUUUGCAAACAUUUGAGUCUAGACUAAGUACAUUGUAUAUCUGAUGAUUUCACGAAAAUAAUAAUACUAUUGGUCAUGUUUAAAUUGGUUUUAUUAUUUUAUUUUCUUCAAAUUAGGAGCCAUGUGUGUACACUCUCUGUUAUAAUGUUUUAUUUCAUCCUGUUGCUUGAAAACAGUGCUCUUCAAUUUUAGAAUUUGUUCAACUUUGAUAUAUGUCUUUUUCUUUUGCUGGAUCAAAACAUUUUGUAUCCAUAUAACAGUUGCAUUUCUUUUGAUGGUGAAUAUUUUGAUAAAAAAAUUUGUCUAAAUCUAUGUUAUAUUUUCAGCUGUAUAGUUAAAUAUAAAAAAAAUAAGGAGGUGUUUAAUUAUUGCCAAUUAGACAACUAUCCACCAGAGUUCCAAUGAGGUGGAUAUAAGACAUUAUAGGCCACAAUAUGGGCUUCACACUGAAAAACUCCAUACCGUAAAGUUAGCUAUAAAAGGCUGUGACAUGAAAAAUUUGACACAAUUCAAUGGGAAAACUUAAUGCCUUAUUAAUAACAAAACAAUUUACAAAAAAACAAAUAGGACAGACAUCAACCAACAACAACCAUUGAACUACAGGCUCCUGACUUGGUUUAAAGCAUGUUAAAUUGAGUGUUAUAUAUAUAUAUAUAUAUAUCUUCUAUACAUAAGCUUGAGAAAGGCUUAAUGUGAGAUAAAAAAAAGAAAUUUUGUAAGAAUUUUGUAAAUUUCAAUAGAAAAAGUAGAUAUUUUAUAUGAUAUUGAAAUACCUGGUUUUAUUAAUUUGCUUUUAAAAAGCUACAAAAAGAGUUUGUAGUACUCAAUAUAAGUUGUGUUGAAGUACUAUAUACUUUGAGUCAGGAACAAUGUUCAUUUGUUUCUUUACGUGUGUAUAUCUUGUAACAUUAUAAACGUCAUGUUAUAUGUGCAAGAAUACUUUCUUGCAAUACUGUAGAAUAAUAAAGAGAAUAAAUGAAUAAAAUGCUG
Messenger RNA from Mytilus californianus (California mussel), 2926 nucleotides. Its product is annotated as putative peptidyl-prolyl cis-trans isomerase dodo. Gene Ontology annotation, molecular function: protein binding; peptidyl-prolyl cis-trans isomerase activity. NCBI's taxonomy places the organism in Eukaryota, Metazoa, Mollusca, Bivalvia, Mytilida, Mytilidae. Gene Ontology annotation, cellular component: nucleus; cytosol. The record is from RefSeq and is a predicted model, not a curated record. Bases 76 to 537 code for a protein of 153 amino acids. The transcript is spliced from 3 exons.